Messenger RNA from Boleophthalmus pectinirostris (great blue-spotted mudskipper), 2262 nucleotides. It is a transcript of the gene btr01, whose product is annotated as bloodthirsty-related gene family, member 1. Lineage: Eukaryota; Metazoa; Chordata; Actinopteri; Gobiiformes; Gobiidae. The record is from RefSeq and is a predicted model, not a curated record. The coding region runs from base 110 to 1846 and encodes 578 amino acids. The transcript has 12 exons. Gene Ontology annotation, molecular function: zinc ion binding; protein binding.
GAGAGAUUAAGCAGCAGAGAGCAAGAAGAACUGGUGUACAGAUGGAAAACUGAUAUCACACUCUGAGAAACACACACACGGAUACUGCAGCCAACCAGAACAUAAAAAGAUGGCGUUACCUGCAGCCUUUCUGUCUGAGGACCAGUUCUCCUGCUCCAUCUGCCUCGACAUCUUCAACAACCCAGUGUCCACACCAUGUGGUCACAGCUACUGCCAGGCCUGCAUCUCCUCUUAUUGGGACACCAGUAAAACCACCUCCAGAGCGUCCAAAAUGUACCAGUGUCCUCUGUGUAAAGAAAGCUUCAACCGCCGCCCAGAGCUGCACAUAAACCGCACGCUGAAGGAGAUCACAGAGCAUUUCAAACAAGCAGCUGCCACAGGAACACCUGUGUCCGGGGAGGCCAGGAGCUGGGACAACCGCAGCCCUAUUUCAACAAGACGCAAGUCCACACCCAACAGGAGAGGAGAGAUGCCAGAGGGAGUCAUCACUGAGAUGGUGACCCGCUUUCAGAAAACAAUCACAGAACAUGAUGAUCCCCCUCCGGCAUACACUCCUCAACGCAGAUACACGGUGAGCAGUGCCCAUGACCAGGACCCGAGCCUCCCCUUGUGCCCGCUGCACCUGCGUGGCCUUGCUUACUUCUGCCCUGAGGACAAUGUGUGUGUGUGCAGUGCGUGUGCGGAGUCAUCUGACCACAGGGGGCACACCAUCACAAACGCUAAGAGGGAGUGGCAGAUCAGGAAGUCUCGGUUGGGGAUUGUGGACGUGGAGCUCAAAGACCUGAUCAGUGAACGAGAGACAAAAGUUCUGGAGAUUCAAACUACUCUACUUGAAAUAAAGGCUGCAGCUGAGAAGGACACAGGGGAGGCAGUGAACAUGUUUUUAAAACUCAUCGCAAACGUGGAGCGCUGUCAGGCUGAAAUCCUAGAGGUUAUAGAGAUAAGUCGCAGAGCAGCAGAGCACAAGGCUCAGAAGCUGUUGAAAGAACUGGAAGAAGAACUAUCAGAACUGAAGAAGAGGAGAGCCACUCUGACCCAACUCGCCCAGACUGACAACUACAUACAACUCCUCACUACAUUCUCCUCUCUCUCUGCUCUUCCUCAAACCAAGGACUGGUCCAGUGCAGCUGUGGGCUCAGAGCUGCCCUCUGGUGUCAUCCUGAGGAACAUCACUCAGACCAUGGAGAGGUUCAAAGAGGAGAUGUGCAGACUCACAGAAGUCUGGAAAGGACAGAAACCAGAAUUUGAGCAGUCUGUGAUCAAGUACAAUCCAAAGGUCAAAAAAGUCCAGGAAUACGCAGAGGACAUCACGCUGGACCCAAACACAUCUCACCCUCGCCUGGUCAUCUCUUUGGAUGGGAAGCAGGUGUUCUGUGGAGACAAGCACCAAAUAGUCCCUGACAGCCCUGAGCGAUUUGACCGUGUGGUCUGUGCUCUGGCAAGGGAGGGUUUUGACUGCGGCCGCCACUACUGGGAGGUGGAAGUUGGCAGUAAGACCGACUGGGACCUUGGCAUAGCAAGUCGCUCUGUGUGCAGAAAGGGUAAAAUCACAGUCAGCCCGGCUCACGGAUACUGGUUUCUGAGUUUACGCGAUAAAACAGACUACGCCUUCAGAACUGAGCCAUCCACCCCACUCACCCUCACUCAGCGGCCCUCUCGCAUCGGUGUCUUCCUGGAUUAUGACAAAGGAAUGGUGUCUUUCUACAAUGUGGACGCCAGAGCGCUCAUAUACUCGUUCAGCGACAGGUUUACCGACGUCAUCCUGCCUUUCUUCAGCCCCUGCACCAACAAAUCAGGCAAAAACGAGGCUCCACUGAUCAUCUGUCCUCUCUCUACUAUUGAAUAAAACUAAAGCUUGUUAACUUUUUAUACCCUUUUCUAUGCAUUAAAAACAAUAUACAUGGUUUAUGAUUUAUUUUGGAGGCCUGAGAACAAAGGCAGAGACAGAUCUGCCUUGUAAAGCACCCUCCACUCAAAAUGCAAAUAAAAUUCUUCUUUUUGAACAUGCUAAUGUUAAAGCAUAUGUUAAAAUGUAUGUAUGUAUGUACAGUGUUGGGAAGUAUUUUUGAGUAACUGGUGGUAUUCAGAAUACAGUUACUUUUCUAAAAUCAAAGGAAUAUAUGGCUCAUUUUUUUGUGAUGAGGCUGAAAGCUUAAUUGCAAUCAAAAUCUCAAUUUAUAUGGCUGCAAUCAGCAAAUCACAAAGACUGCAUUUUUUUAAGUACCAUAAUUUCUUCCACAAACAGCAAAAUAUGUCUUAUUC